AUGGCAACUACAAUCGAACAACUGCAAAUCGAGAAGCUUGUGCUGGAGGCUCCUUCUUCCUCCUCACUCGUCGCAUUCGAGUCAUUCGAUCUCCCACCCUCAAACCAACGUAUUCUCGGACAGCCUCAUCCUAAGAACACCGUUAUCCCGCUUGCGCUUCGGCCCACAAACGCCGAUGCCAAGCCAACUCUCGAGGCUGUGGUCGACACAAUCAAGUCCCUCCAAGAGAAAGACGGCAUUUUGACCAAGAAGCUCGCAAGGCAUGGCACGCUGCUGUUCCGGGGCCUGCCCAUCCACAACGCGGAAGACUUCAGCAAAUUCGCACAUGCUUUCGGGUAUAAGCCUCACGAGAUUAUAGGCAUUGUAGUCGAUAGACCUCUUCUUGCGCCAAACGUCGCCCCCGCAAAUGAAGCGCCCAAGGAGGUCUUGAUCUACAAUCACAAUGAGUCUCCUCAGGUCCCACAUGCGCCCGAGUAUAUCUUCUUCUAUGGACAUCGUGCCCCAUCCAAGGGUGGCGAGUCACCAAUAUCGUCUUCAUUGGAGCUGUUCAAUCGAGCACAGCAGGAGAUUCCAGAGUUCAUCGCCGAGCUCGCAGAGAAGGGGAUUCUGAGCAAAGUGACAUACCGCUUGGAGCAGCAAUACAAAGGCGGGUCUACACUGCGCCAGGCAUUUGGCAAGGAUAUCCAAGAUGGUGAUGACGAAGAGACCAAGCGUCGAAAGAUCGAGGCUCAGAUUGCCCGCUAUGGCAGAGGCAAGCAUACCACUUGGGAGUGGACCGACGAUGGUCUUGUCUUGACGCACCGUCUGCCUGUCAUUCGUACCCAGCCGGGUACGAACCUACCGACCCUCUUCACUGGACUGGCAGCAUACUGGAAACGUACCCAGUUCGAUACAGAGGCGCGUAAGAAUGUCACCCAUCAGCUAUUCGGGGAUGGAACACCUAUCCCUGAUAAGUAUCUGGAGCACUUGGCGAAGAUUACCGAUGAGAUUCGGGUUCUGCAUCGCUGGCAGCAGGGUGAUGUGUUAGUUUACGAUAAUACCAUCGCGCAGCAUGGCAGAGAGCCGUGGGAAGGGGAUCAGCUGGAUCGGGUUGUUAUGGCCAGUUUGUUUGAUGGCGAGAGCGUCCCGGGUGCUUAUGGAUAUGGCGAUUGGGCACAGGUGGUGCAGGCUCAUGAGUCAUGA
This is a messenger RNA of Penicillium bovifimosum, 1182 nucleotides long. RefSeq lists its product as uncharacterized. The record is from RefSeq and is a predicted model, not a curated record. The transcript has a single exon. The coding region runs from base 1 to 1182 and encodes 393 amino acids. NCBI's taxonomy places the organism in Eukaryota, Fungi, Ascomycota, Eurotiomycetes, Eurotiales, Aspergillaceae. Gene Ontology annotation, molecular function: oxidoreductase activity.